CCAUUACUUUUCUUCCAUCUAGCGCAGCUCGUCAGUCUUCAAGAUCCGGAGCACCUGUUCCACGAACAGGCCGCUGCUUGGCGGGAGUUAUGGGAAGACGGCUACCUCUGCUUUCAUGGUAGCCAGGGCGAGGAUGCAUCUUCGACUCGAUUAAGUCGCAUUCUUCAUACUGCUCAGUACAGCUUACUUACGUGCUUCCCUUCAGUCAGCCAACCGGGAUUUAUGCAUCAACCGUCAUGUGAAUUUUAUGGACUAUGCCCAACCGGUUUAGCCCGAGGCAAUGAAGAAGAUGACUAUAUGGGGCACGUGUUCUGGGACAUGGAACUUUGGAUGUUGCCUUGGAUCAAUCUGUUUCAUCCACAGCUGUGUCGUCUCUCACUGGACUAUCGGUAUGCAAUGCUUCCAUUGGCUAGGUAUCGCGCAGUCAGCGAGGGCUUUGAAGGUGCACGUUUUCCAUGGGAAAGUGCCUUUACAGGUCUCGAAACAACACCCUGGGAUCUGGCUGCGCAAAAUCAAAUCCACGUAGUCGGCGCGGUCUCUUUCGCCAUUGGACAGUGGCUGACUACUCACUCACCUUGUAAAGGCAACUCCUUAUCGACUUAUUCGGACACUGCAGCGUUUCCCGUUUCGUCGUCUGCUCAUUCCCCUGAUGACCCCGUAGAAUGGUACCGGUAUCGUGGCCGAAUCUUACUGGAAGAUAUUGCUCGGUUUUGGUCUUCGAGAGUGCAGUACAGCUCUACAAAGGAAGCCUAUGAGAUCGUCGAUGUAAUGCCGCCUGACGAGUACACGCAUUGCUGCCGUAACUCAGCCUACACAAAUACCAUAGCUUCUCUAUCACUGGCGGCGCCUGCUGUCUUUGCUCGUUACUACGGUGACCCGGUUCCAGAAGAGUAUUUGGACUGGGAGAACAAGGCAAAGAGCUUAUGGAUGCCGCGGGAUACCGUAAACAAAGUCAUGUUGGAACAUGAGGAUUAUGUUCUUGGCACUUGUGUCAAACAGGCUGACACAAUACUUCUGACUUAUCCACUUAUGUACAACCAACCUGAAGCGUGGAAACGCAACAUGGUUGAUUUGUAUGCCAAAGUUACUGAUCCCAACGGCCCAGCGAUGACGUGGUCCAUAUUCUGUAUUUGCGCUUUGGAACUAAAGGAAUUCGACCGCUCAAUGGACUAUUUCGAACGAAGUAUCGAGCAUGUCCAUGGUCCCUUCCUUGGUUGGACCGAGGUUCGCGAUGGUAGUGGAGCUGCAAAUUUCCUAACCGGUGCUGGUGGAUUCUUACAGUCAAUCGUCAAUGGUUUUGCAGGUGUUAGGAUAUCUUUAAUACCGCAUCCGCGCAGUAAACCUACAUGCCCCGACUCCGUUCACACUGUGGCGGCCUUAUUCCUAACCCCAUCUGUUCCGACGAGAUUCGCACAGGUUGUGUCAAUCAUUCGGCUGCAACAUCUCCAUUUCCAGCAAAGAACUCUGACUAUUCACAUCGAUUUGACGGAGCAAAACGUUACUCUUGUGUUAACACAGGGACUACCUUUGAGUGUGGGGCGACUCUCAAGAGAUAAGCACUGGGUGUUUGAUGCCUUUCGACUCGACAAAGAUAUUCCACUUCAACUACAAUUCCAACCGCUGUGUAUUAUUGGAACAGAUUUAUUGGACGAUAUUCCAACCAUUGCUGUUGAUGUAUGUUAGACAUUCUCUUAGAAGCGUCGAAUCCGAUUCGAUGGCUGUUUCGUUACUUAUGUUUACGUUUAACAGCCAUUAUUUUUACUCCCAGGAUAAAAUUUUAAAGUUGCC
Molecule: messenger RNA, 1788 nt
Organism: Opisthorchis viverrini
Lineage: Eukaryota; Metazoa; Platyhelminthes; Trematoda; Opisthorchiida; Opisthorchiidae
Exons: 8
Biological process (GO): carbohydrate metabolic process
Molecular function (GO): catalytic activity
Source: RefSeq, a predicted model, not a curated record